Molecule: messenger RNA, 192 nt
Organism: Sordaria macrospora k-hell
Lineage: Eukaryota; Fungi; Ascomycota; Sordariomycetes; Sordariales; Sordariaceae
Source: RefSeq, a predicted model, not a curated record
AUGCAUCGUGGUUGCGAUGCACUCUCCAAAGAAACGCGAUCGAAGAAGAAGAAGAAGAAGAAGAAGAAGAAGAAGAUGGAGAAGGCGAUGAAGAAGAGGAGGGGGGAAGAGGAGGAGGCAGACGAAGAGGAGAUUGGGGAGGAAGAUACAGAUGAUGGGAGCGAACAUGAAAGUGCGAUAGGGGUCAAUUAG